UUCAAGUUCAUGCAUGUUUUGUUGUUUUUACCAUCGUUUUAAAAAAAACAUCAAAUACGUCAACUUAAAAAAUAUCGUCAAAUGAGUCUUUCUUGGGAGAAUUGAGUGCUGGUGACAAGGCUUAUGACUUAACGAUGCGCCCAAUAAGAAACAUAAUAUGUGAGGUGUAGCAGCAGGUGACAAAUAUACAAAAACAGGUUUAUUUUUUGCUAGGUAAUCCAAUAACGAAAAUGGCAACACACGCCAAUGGUAAGCAUAGUACUGGUCCCGUCGGCAGUGAUGAUGAUCUGCCUGAUUUUGAUUUCGGCUCUAAAAGUGACACGUCAUUCAGCAAAUCAAAUCAUUCCGACUACAAGUAUGAUCUCGACAGCUUGGUGGCAGAAAAGAGGAAGAAAGAUGUAAACCAGGAAAUCCACACAAAAGAAGCCGAGAUACAGGCAUUUAUUGCAACGGGAGGAGUAGAAAAAUGCCCAAUUAUUCCUGCAACAUUACCUACUGCAGGAAACAUGCAGACUCUAGUGGACGUAGCACGACUGCAAAUGUUAACAGCACAGAAAGCAGAAAUAAAAGAUGAUGCCCCAGGAGAAGCAAUCUACGACAAACAUGCUGCAUUCAAGCUAUUGUCAUCUGCCACCUUAUCACUGAAAUCGUGUGGGUUUACCCUUCAUGAUGGACCAUUUGAUAGGUUACUAGAGGAGGCUUCUGCAUCAGCAGAUCAGCUACAGAGUAUUCUACUAGAUGAAACCAUUCAUGUCUACUUCCAGAGUCUCAGUUGCAAGUCGGAAAUUGCCAAAUGGCUCUUCUAUGUUGUGGCAUUGCAUGAGAAUCCUACGGUAGUGUUGGCUGCAUUCAACAGCUUAUGGCACAUCCUGAACUUGUCAGACUCCACUACUCAAGAGAGCAAGCCACUCUUCCAUCUUUUCCUUAAAGAUAUUGCCAGGGUGUUUAUCAACUAUGGAAUGAAUAUCAGUGCAAUUCGGCCUUCUCUCUUACUAUGCGACAUCAAGGAAGCUGAUCUGUAUGAGGGACUUCAGCCAGAAGGAGUAGAACAUCACCUUCAAAUGGAAAAAACAGAAAAUUUGCCAUUCCUUUGCAAUCUAAAGUAUAUAUUUCAGGUGUUGACAUCCGUGUUUACUAGGAGUGAAUAUGCCUCUGCAUAUAACUGCGUCGAAAAAGCAGCACUGGUCAUACUGUUGUUUCAUGCUGGAAUGGAUUCCAACCUCAUUGGAGAUGCAAUCCUAGUCGACAUACAGACGUGUAUUGGAGUUGUAUUGAACACAUUCCAGCCUGCCAAAUGGCCUCUAACGGUUUGUGAGUUGUGCUGUCACUUGUCGAAACUUAGCAGUAACCAUGCCAACCAAUUGCAUAUAGCAGAUAUGUGUGCUGCCACUGCAAGAGGGACUCAGCUCCAGAAAAGUAUCAGUUUCACGUUCCUGCAACUGAUGUAUAAUGAAUUGCCAGAAUAUUUACCGGAUGUGAUGCCAAAAGAUCUGAUGGAUCUCUUGACUCAGACUUCUAAGCUAGCUUUGACAAGCUCAGGAUACUACAAGUUGUACAUUGCUGUGCAAAUGAUGGAUCGCUGUAUUGGCAGUGAAAAAAUCUCGACAGCUGAUAAGGCCAGCCUUCAGCAGUGUAUUUGGUUGCUGAGGUUGGGUAUUGGCGCAGAUAUCAGAGAAAGGGUCACAUAUCUUGAUCCCACACGUGUAAAAGACCUCAUUGUAAGGGUUACUAGCAAGUGGCAUCUCAUGUGUCAAGCUGUAAAUACUACACAGCCGAAGAUGUUCAAUUACAUGGGAUCACCUGUGCAGAGCAGAGAAAGCGUAGCACAGUGCCCUGAGGUGGUACCUAGCACAGACAGUGGUUAGACCCUGAGACUAUUGGUAGAAGUAUGCUAGCUUCUACUAACCGUAAGCAGUUGGUGUGGGGGCAGCUGCUCCCUUGCAUCCCAUCGCCAGGGGGUGUUACGAAAACGAAGACCUCGAAAACAAAGACCAAAGACCUCGAAAACGAAGACCCCCUCAACCAGGCCAUUGGUACUACAACAUUGCGGAAGAGUCUGCUAGUGCCCUGACGUAUAAAAUAUGGUAUUUUGGUAUAAGGUUCUUCGUACUGUAUUUUUGAGCGAAUCCGUUGCGUUAUCGAUGAAAUCUAGCCGGGUCUUCGUUUUUCGUGAUUUCACCCCCAAAUUACGAAAACGAAGACCCUCAUCAAACUGCUAAAAUACCAUAUUUUAUAUGGCAGGGCACUAGCAGACUCUUCCUCGAUGUUGUGGUACCAAUGGCCUGGUUGAGGGGGCCUUCGUUUUUGGGUCUUUGUUUUUGGUCUUCAGUCUUCGUUUUCGAGGUCUUGGUUUUCGUAACACCCCCUCGCCAGCUACGGCCUCAAGUCUAAAUGUACUCUUGUUGCCGCGGCUCGACGUAACUGUUCCCAUGACGAGUACACGAGAAAGAGACGCCUCGUCAGCCGGGUUUUGCUCAGUGUCAAUGUGCCCCCACUGUGAGGUGUCUGUGCUCUC
This is a messenger RNA of Priapulus caudatus, 2515 nucleotides long. RefSeq names its product SMC5-SMC6 complex localization factor protein 2-like. The transcript is spliced from 14 exons. The coding region runs from base 231 to 1865 and encodes 544 amino acids. Lineage: Eukaryota; Metazoa; Priapulida; Priapulimorpha; Priapulimorphida; Priapulidae. The record is from RefSeq and is a predicted model, not a curated record.